AUGGAGGAGCCCCCGAUUUACUGCAACCUGGAGGAGAUAAAGCGGGUGAGGGGGGAGCCCCCCAAUCCCAGCGGCCCCCCGCUGCAGGUGCUGGACACCUGGGAGCGCCACCUCGACCCCAGCACCAGCCGCAGCUACUUCUACAACCCGGAGACAGGCGACAAGUCUUGGAAACCUCCGCGGCGCCACCGGGAGAUGAGUUUGGUCCCCGUGGAGGCCCUGAGCCCCGAGCCCCCGGCAGCCGCUGACCCGGGGGAGACGCUGGCGCAGGGCGGGGGUAGCGUCCGGGCCACCCGGCUCGGCUACACCAAAUCCAUGAUCUUGCCGGAGUCCCGCGUGCCCAAG
Molecule: messenger RNA, 345 nt
Organism: Terrapene triunguis (Three-toed box turtle)
Lineage: Eukaryota; Metazoa; Chordata; Testudines; Emydidae
Product: rho GTPase-activating protein 9-like
Exons: 2
Molecular function (GO): protein binding
Source: RefSeq, a predicted model, not a curated record